CUCACGUGACAAAACAAUACUACAUCGGUGCCAAAACAUUCUCGUGAAUCACGAAAAUCAGAGCUAGAAGCAGCCCAAAGAGUUUCUAGCUGAAAAGAAACUCUACGGACAUGUUGCUGUGUUGAUCCUGACGCCUCAUGAUGAAUAGAUGUCGAAAUAUUUCGAUCGUUUGCCUAGUAGGUAUAUGGCUGACUUGGUGUUCUUUCACUUGUGGCGCCUCUCAACCGAAAUGCUAUGGCGAGUUUGAUGUGUAUUUUAUUCUGGACAGAUCUACCAGUGUUCCUAAAUAUAAUUUUCAAAUUGAAACAGUGAAUUUUGUUGAAACCAUUACCAAAAGCUUUAAAAGCCCUAAGAGUGGCAUGUCUUUCAUAACRUUUUCUAAUAAAGGCGUCAACAAAGAGCAAGUGUUAUUAUUAUUGUUACUGAUGGCAGUUUAUUUGACAUGAAAGAAUCAAAGGCUGAGGCAGAAAGAGCAAAGUCUUUAGGUGCAUCAAUAGUCACUGUAGGUGUGGGAUUAAUUGUUAAAAGUCAGCUUGAACAGAUUGCAAGUAAACCACCUGAACAGUAUGUCUACACAAGUAAGAACUUUGGAGCUUUACCAAGUCACAUUUAUAAGAUUGUUGAGAAYUCAUGCAUAGAGAUAUUAUCUGUUUCUCCAAGAAAAGUUUGUGCUGGAGCGAAUUAUACAGUGAUAUUUUCUGGAUAUGGUUUCACGAAGACUGAUAAUAUCAGCAAAGUUGUAUGUGUUUACCGUGGUAAUGACACAUAUCGAACAAUUCGAAAACCAUAUAAAGUCGAAGAUACGCUUCUUGUUUGUCCAGGAUUUGUCUCCAAUGAAACAGACAGAACGUUUAUAUUAGAAAUGUCUGUCAAUGAAGGCUUAACGUUUGUAUCGAGUAAUGUAACCUUGACAACACAGUACUGUGCACUACCCUCUACACCGACUUCACCAGCAGCGAGGAUUCCAGAAGAUCGCGUUAAUGUUGGACUGGCUCUUUUCCUAGUAGCAUUUUUCUUAAACCAAAGCCACCCAAGUACAGACCAGCUCCACCAGUACCACCCCCACCGGAACCAAAAGCACCACCAGGAAAGAAAAAAUGGCCGACUGUCGACGCAUCGUAUUAUGGCGGGGGAGGGGUGGGUGGAAUAGCACCCGUCAGAGUGGAUUGGGGCGAUAGAGGAUCAACCGAAGCGGGCUCAAAACUCGCCAAGGCAAAGGGUGCCCAAACAAAGGAAUCACCGGAUGAUGAAGAGAAACUCACAGGGGGUGGGUCAGGAGGACGUGGCGGRGGGAAAGGUGGUGCAGGAUCGCCUGGCUGCAUGGCUGUUGCUAGGGCUAGUAUGGCRGGGUGUCUAGCUGCCAUGUCACGUGGUUAUCAACGAUUAGCUUCCUACAGACCACGCCCAGGUGGAAAUCUUUUUUAUUCAUCACCUGAUGCGCAUGCGUGACACCAUGACGUCAUAAAGUAUGGAUGUAUAUUUUGGAGAAUUCUCAAAGCGGACAGAAACAAACAGAAGCCAAUAGACAUGCAUUCAGUGAGAAAUUAAAUCAGUCCAUGAUGUAAAUUCUAAUAGUCAGUGAGUAAUAAUCAAAUCGAUCCACAAGAAAACAAUGGAAUUAGUGACUGGUAAACUGGUAAACAAAAUAUACCUGAGGCUUUUACGUCAUGUACCGUAAAGGCAGUGCAUUGUAGGAUGUGUUUGGGACAGAAAAUGGCGGAUUUCUUUUCUUUUCUGUAAAAACCGAUCCUAAAAUGCAUUGUAAAUCAAGUCGGUGAUGUGAACGAUGACUGGGCUUCCUGAGUGUUUGUUGUACAUUAAGCUAUAAAUUUCUAGUAGGAAAAACGAAUUUUUGUUUCAAUAGUUUAUAGAUAGAUUUAUUUUUAGAAUUUAUAUUUUACGAAAUUGUUAAAUUUUGAAUACUUUAAAAAAGUAUCUUAUUGCAUUAAGUUAAGGAAUUUUAUUAAAUGUAAUUAUAUUUACCUGACUGCUAAAGCUUGUCACAGACAGACGCCAUAUCCCACAUGUACUGAACUCAAUUCAAGUUUAUGUUAGUUCUCAAAAAACAAAUAAAUUAUAAUCAAAAUAGAACAAKAGUUGCUCUUCGCUACUGUAUAAUAUUUUAUGAUUUUAAUUUCACGGGUUUUUAAAAAACUACUUCUCGAAUUGAAUUUGACUAAUGGGUGAAAGUUUUAGUAUUUUAAUCGCUAAACGGGCGUAAGCCAUACAUGUAACUAUGMAAACUGUAUUUAAUAUGUUAAAGUCUUAUGUAAUUAAUAUUGGCUAAAAGUUUUGUAGUAAAGCGAAAUAAAGUAUUCUUUAUGUAUUCUGGCAA
Messenger RNA from Exaiptasia diaphana, 2335 nucleotides. Its product is annotated as anthrax toxin receptor 2. Gene Ontology annotation, molecular function: signaling receptor activity. The record is from RefSeq and is a predicted model, not a curated record. Gene Ontology annotation, cellular component: membrane. Lineage: Eukaryota; Metazoa; Cnidaria; Anthozoa; Actiniaria; Aiptasiidae.